AGUGGUUAGAUAGUGGAAACAUGACAAUGACUAGGACAACUCUCAAUCUUAUACAUAUCAUAACCUUAUUGUGAAAAUGAAAUGAAAAUACUAUAUUUGACUCUCUGUAGCUCAACACAACCAAGCACAAAAAUACACAUUUCAACCACCACUCCCCAUUCUCCAAUAACAUUACAAACACUCUUCCCCAUCCAUUUCCACUUUUUAUAAUAUUAUUAUUAUAUUAUACUUCAUCAACACAAAUAAUAAUACUAUAAGUAUAAGACAGUGCCUUUCAUUUCCAUUUUUAUAUUUAUACUAUACUAUUUAUUUAUUUAUAUAAAAAAUUUGAACUAUGAGUCUCUCUUUGAAGAUGGAAGAUUCAUUAGUUCUGCAGUUUUGUGGUAUUGGUCAUCAUAACCAUGUUGGUAACAAGAUUUGAGCGGGAACAAAAAAGAUAGCUAUAGCUUCUAAAGUUUGCUAUAGAGGAGUGUUGAAGGCUGAUUUAAUUGCGGCGCGGAUAAGUCCAUUGAGCAUGAAUUCUCCGUCCGCACAGUUUGUUUCCUCGAGAAGGAUGAGUGUGUAUGAUCCUAUUCACCAGAUUAAUAUGUGGGGAGAAGGCUUCAAAAGUAACGGCAAUUUAAGCGCAUCCAUUCCCUUAAUUGAUGAGGCGGACUUGAAGUUUGAUAGUAGUCAGUCAGAGGAUGCUUCUCAUGGUAUGCUAGGAACAUCUAACAAGUAUGAGCAAGAAGCUAAUAGACCUAUUGAUAAGAUACAAAGGCGUCUUGCACAAAAUCGAGAAGCUGCUCGUAAGAGCCGUCUGCGAAAAAAGGCUUAUGUGCAGCAGUUAGAAUCGAGUCGUUUGAAGUUAGUGCAGUUGGAGCAAGAGCUCGAACGUGUUAGACAGCAGGGAAUGUAUAUGGGUGGUGGGUUGGAUUCUAAUAAUAUGUGUUUUGCUGGACCUGUGAAUCCAGGAAUUGCAGCCUUUGAGAUGGAGUAUGGACAUUGGGUUGAUGAGCAAAACCGACAAAUCUCGGAAAUGAGAAAUGCUUUAAACUCGCAUAUUAGUGACAUAGAGCUCAGGAUGCUGGUUGAUGGUAUGAUGAACCACUAUGCUGAAAUCUAUCGAAUGAAAUCUGCGGCUGCAAAAACAGAUGUUUUUUAUGUGAUGUCCGGCAUGUGGAAAACAACGGCUGAAAGAUUUUUCUUGUGGAUCGGUGGAUUUCGUCCUUCUGAGCUUCUCAAGAUUCUUGGUCCAAUGAUUGAACCGUUGACAGAGCAACAACGAUUGGAUAUCGAUAACCUUGGACAAUCGUGUCAACAAGCAGAAGAUGCCCUUUCACAAGGCAUGGAGAAACUGCGGCAAACACUCGCUGAUAGCGUAGCAGCUGGACAAUUCAUUGAAGGAACUUAUAUUCCACAGAUGGCUACCGCAAUGGAGAAGUUAGAAGCUCUUGUGAGCUUUGUGAACCAGGCUGACCAUCUUCGGCAGGAAACCUUGCAGCAAAUGUCGCGAACACUUACAAUCCGUCAGUCAGCUCGAUGUUUGCUUGCUUUGGGAGAAUAUUUCCAACGCCUGAGGGCUUUGAGCUCACUAUGGUCUAAUCGACCCCGAGAACCUGCUUAGUCUUGCAACAAGACUAUAAUAUUAAUGUAAACUUUGUAAUGAAACGUGAUGAGUAUGGUCAUUUUCAUUGGCCACAAGCGUCAAAACCAUAUACAAUGUGUGGUUUAGGCUGCUCAAAUUUUUCCUGCAGUCUUUUGUUGUGGAGAAGCUGUGAAUAUGACUGCUCAUUUUAUGCAAUAGGAGUUUGUAAAUAAAUUAAUUUUGGAUGCAUGUAUAUUUGGAUUGUUGCAAAAUGAUAUGCUUAGAAUAUGCAAUUUAGUCUGUGUGAAA
Medicago truncatula (barrel medic) is the source of this 1876-nucleotide messenger RNA. Its product is annotated as transcription factor TGA1. Gene Ontology annotation, biological process: regulation of DNA-templated transcription; DNA-templated transcription. The record is from RefSeq and is a predicted model, not a curated record. Lineage: Eukaryota; Viridiplantae; Streptophyta; Magnoliopsida; Fabales; Fabaceae. Gene Ontology annotation, molecular function: DNA-binding transcription factor activity; sequence-specific DNA binding. Bases 515 to 1606 code for a protein of 363 amino acids. The transcript has 9 exons.